UUUUGGUGGGCGUUUUAGUUCAAGGCAACGAUUGGGUAGUUUGUUUGGUUUCUCCCCUGUAAAAUCUACGAUAUUGAACAGAAGUAUUUAUUUUUUGUUGUAGAAGUUUUUUAGUAGGGAGUUACGGUUUUAUUUGUUGUAAAAAAUUAAAUUGUAUUUAACAAUAUUAUGGCAACGACAUUAAUAAGAUCACUGUCGAGGACAAAGGUUCCCUUUCAAUUCGGGCGUAUGUGUUACUCCUCUGUGCCAACAACGAAGCUUUUCAUUGAUGGGAAGUUUGUUGAAUCCAAGACUUCAGAAUGGCUUGACACCCACAAUCCUGCCACCAAUGAAGUCAUCGGUCGAGUACCUAAAGCCACCCAGGAAGAAAUGCUGGCCGCGGUGGAUUCUUGCUCCAGGGCCUUUCAUUCGUGGUCUGAGACCUCCAUCUUGGCUCGCCAGCAGAUCUUCCUGCGUUAUCAGCAGCUCAUUAAAGACAACAUAAGGGAGCUGGCGAAGCUGAUUACGCAGGAGCAGGGAAAGACUCUGGCUGACGCAGAGGGAGAUGUGUUCAGAGGGCUGCAGGUUGUGGAGCACACCUGUAGCAUCACCUCCCUCAUGCUGGGUGAGACACUCCCCUCAAUCACCAAGGACAUGGAUACCUACACCUACCGCCUGCCCCUAGGGGUAUGCGCUGGCAUCACCCCCUUCAACUUCCCAGCUAUGAUCCCACUCUGGAUGUUCCCUGUGGCCAUGGUUUGUGGCAACACUUACCUGCUCAAGCCGUCCGAGAGAGUGCCUGGCUGCGCCAUGCUAUUGGCCAAGAUGCUGCAGGACGCCGGGGCCCCAGAUGGGACACUGAACAUCAUUCAUGGCCAGCACGCAGCUGUAAACUUCGUCUGUGACCAUCCUGCCAUCAGAGCCAUAAGUUUUGUGGGGUCCAACCGAGCUGGCGAAUACAUCUAUGAGAGGGGUUCCAAAAACGGCAAGAGGGUGCAGUCCAACAUGGGGGCGAAGAACCACGGCGUGGUGAUGCCGGACGCCAACAAGGAGAACACGCUGAACCAGCUGGUGGGCGCGGCCUUUGGCGCAGCGGGCCAACGCUGCAUGGCUCUCUCCACCGCCAUCCUGGUGGGCGAGGCCCAAAGCUGGCUGCCCGAGCUGGUGCGGCGUGCCAAGGCUCUGCGUGUCAAUGCAGGUGACCAGCCUGGGGCAGAUGUGGGGCCCCUCAUCUCACCGGAGGCCAAGGCACGGGUGGAGAGCCUGAUCCAGAGCGGGGUGGACGAGGGCGCCUCACUACUCCUGGAUGGCCGAAAAGUGCAGGUCAAGGGCUAUGAGAAGGGCAACUUCGUUGGGCCUACCAUACUCGGCAAUGUCACGCCUCAGAUGAAAUGCUACACGGAGGAGAUCUUUGGGCCGGUCCUGGUUGUCCUGCAGGCCGACAGCCUGGACGAGGCCAUAGACAUGGUCAAUAAGAACCCAUACGGCAACGGCACAGCCAUCUUCACCACCAAUGGAGCCACGGCUCGCAAAUACACACAUGAGGUGGAUGUCGGUCAGGUCGGAGUGAACGUUCCCAUCCCCGUUCCGUUGCCCAUGUUCUCCUUCACUGGAUCCCGGGCCUCAUUCAGGGGCGACACAAACUUCUACGGCAAACAGGGAUUCCAGUUUUACACCCAGAUCAAGACUGUGACCUCACAAUGGAAGGCAGAAGAUGCCACUUUGAAAUCGCCUGCCGUCACCAUGCCAACCAUGGGACGUUAAUGUGACUUCCCUGUGCACACAGAACUCCAAGGGUUAGGAAAAGUAGAUCUGAAGUUUUCCCCCGCUGCUCUGGAUGCUGAGACCACUUGAUGACUACAGUAUACAAGCCUUAAUGUGUAGAUGUAUAGCAGUCCUGUUUUUUAAAAUCCUUUAUGGUGAUUUAUAACCUAUAACUUCAUGUUAAAGGUAUGUUAAGAUCAUGCCCCACGCAGUCAGAUUCCUAGAUGAACAGGACACCACUGAAGUUGCAGUGUAUCUAUAGAAGAUGUAACUUGUUUGCAUAUCCAACUAUUAAAUAAUUAAUCAUCAAAUACAAAUAAGAAUGCAAAUAAUACAGAUUUAUACUUUCACAUAUUUUGACUGAUAAGGAUAUUUUUGGUCAAGCUGUGUUGGAUAAAACCUUUAUUUUGUUGCACAAUUCACAAUUAUCAAAGCUCUGACUGUUUAGCCUAACGGAUCAUUUCGGACAAUGCACAAAUCAAAUGUAUUUUCUCAUGCACUUCAUGUAAAUGUUCCUCAGUGUAACAUAUCCAUAUAUUUGCUGUAUUCAUGUGUGCACUACUACAGGAAGCACCACACAUUUAAAGCAUUAGACACAUUAAAAUUGACUCCAUUCUCAA
This is a messenger RNA of Brienomyrus brachyistius, 2363 nucleotides long. It is a transcript of the gene aldh6a1, whose product is annotated as aldehyde dehydrogenase 6 family, member A1. Gene Ontology annotation, biological process: thymine catabolic process; L-valine catabolic process. Lineage: Eukaryota; Metazoa; Chordata; Actinopteri; Osteoglossiformes; Mormyridae. Gene Ontology annotation, cellular component: mitochondrion. The record is from RefSeq and is a predicted model, not a curated record. The coding region runs from base 169 to 1743 and encodes 524 amino acids. Gene Ontology annotation, molecular function: malonate-semialdehyde dehydrogenase (acetylating, [NAD(P)+]) activity; methylmalonate-semialdehyde dehydrogenase (acylating, NAD+) activity. The transcript has 12 exons.